AUGCCGACGUCUGUGUACCCCCUCGCGUAUAGCACGACGCCGAGUCUAGCGCCCAUGAGCCACUCGUCUCGCUCAAAUGAGUCACUACCUCGAUUCUUUGGCAGCUGUUUCCAAUGCAGUGAGUGUCCUCGCCAAUUCACGCGGCGGUACGCCCUCCAAGAGCAUCUGGUCACGCACACGGGCGAGAAAGCUUAUCGGUGCCCUGCCCGCGGCUGCGGCAAGUGCUUUACCACGACGAGCAACUUGGCGCGCCAUCGUCGACUGCACGGGGACGAGCUCCAGCCACUUGCAUGUCCCGCGCCGUCGUGCUCCAAGACGUUCACGACAGCGCACAAACUGCAGCGUCACAUGCGGGUGCACAUGGAUACACCCACGCGUCGCUGCAAGUUUGUGCAUUGCAACAAAACGUUUAGCUCGACCGGCAACUUGAACCGCCACAUGCGGAACCAGCACCUUCGCUUCGGCCAUUCGUUGGCCGUCAAUACUGAAGCGAGCCAGGAAGAACAGUCACCCACGAGUGUCGACAUGCAGCCAGUGGGGCACAAAUUUACCUGGGCACGUGAUGGUAUCGCAACGGACUUGCAAAUGGCUGCGACCAGUCCGUCUUGUGUCUCGGACGAGGAGCUGCUGGAAGUGCUGUCGUGUCUGCUCGACAACGACGACGAGAUGACGGGUGGUGGCAGUAGCAGCAGUGCGUUUGAAGAGGUCCUGGCUGCCACAACAAAUGCCGGCACGGUCAAGCUGUAA
Peronospora matthiolae is the source of this 747-nucleotide messenger RNA. The record is from the annotation of a GenBank genome assembly. NCBI's taxonomy places the organism in Eukaryota, Oomycota, Peronosporomycetes, Peronosporales, Peronosporaceae.